Dermatophagoides farinae (American house dust mite) is the source of this 1841-nucleotide messenger RNA. The record is from RefSeq and is a predicted model, not a curated record. NCBI's taxonomy places the organism in Eukaryota, Metazoa, Arthropoda, Arachnida, Sarcoptiformes, Pyroglyphidae.
GGGAAAAAAAAGUUCAACAAUGAUGAAAGAAAAAAUGUAUUCAAGUGUUUGUUUUUGAGAAACGCAUGCGAUUUAUAUUGGAUAUAGCACCUUUAAGAUUCUAUAUACAUAUAAAAAUCGGGUGCAAACGCAAAUCAAAUUUCAUGGAAUAAAGUUGCAUGGAAUAUGUUGAACAAAUUUCGAGAGAAAGAGAGAGUCAGCGCAAAACAAAACAACAUUCAAACUCUGAUGAUCCAUACAAGAAAAUUUUGAAUCGGAUUGGUUCAGCAGUUGGUAACUAUUCCUUUCAUCAUCAUAAAGUGUAUGAUGUGAAUUGCCAAUCAAUCCAUUGUGUUUGCUGAAUUGUUUUCGUUCAUUAUUCGAUCGUGCUUGAUAAUUGGUGAUGAUAUUUUUGGCCUGCUGUUAUUUUAUCGAAUUUUUCUUUCUCAUUUCACAAUUAAUGCAGUUUUCAUCCGAAUUGCUGAUCAAAUUAGGAUCAAUCACUAAGAAACAAAAUUGAACAAUAUCCAUUUGCCUGAUCAUAGUCAUCAAGAAAUUUUUCUUCUUGACCGUUUUUUUUGUUUUGUUUUGUCGUUAAUUGGGCCUUAUUGUGUGUAAAUGUUUAGCUGAAAUUCAUUCUUUCAUUUCUUCUGUCCAUUGUCCAAAUUGAUCAUUUCAUUUACGUUAUUUACAUCAUCAUUACAUAUCGAAAAUGAGACGAAGAAAAAGUUCUUGUCCAAAUAUUGAACCACGACGUACAUCGGCAACACCGAAUCGUAGUAGUAUGAAGCUUGAUCUUUAUAUUGAAGAUGAUGAACUACUUCCAGCACCGGUACGUCGUAAUUCACCAUCACCAACAUCUGUUUAUGAUCAUCAUCAUAAUAAUCAAAAUAAUCGUCGACGAUCAUCAUCAUCGACAAACAAUAUUGAAGAUACAGCCGAAGAGGUUCUUUGUCUGCGUCUUUUGAGCACACGUACUCGUUAUCGUUUCGGUGGUCUUCGUGUAAAUCUAAUUAGCCCAGUGUUUAAUAUGGAUAAAUUAUUCAACGUUGAAUUUGAUCAAGAUAGUCAAAUUGCAUUGAUUAAAAGUCAACAAACAAGUUUUGAUCAACAACAACAAUCACCGGAUAUGUCAUUUUUUUACAAUAAUAUAGAUGCUCAACCGAAAUCUAGUGGUGGUAAAUGUGCAACAAUAGUUAUUGAACCAGAAAGUGAAGAACAAAAAGAUGAAAUCACUAGACAAUUACCAUUAUUAACAGCUGAUUUAACAUUAUUAGAAGAUACUUGUAAAACAUCCACCAUUGAUCACAACACUAAUAACAACCAUAAUAAUAAUCAUGGUAAAAAUCAUCAUCAAACAGCGCGUAGUCUGACUCGUAUACCAGAACCAGAAUCAACGGAACAAUCAUCAAUACGACGAUAUGCAAAACGUCAUCAAUCAACAUCAUCAAUAAAUCACAAUAAUAAUAAUGAUGAUAUUAAAUUUGAAAGUGUUAAGGUUUAUACAAAAGUUGAACCACCAGAUCCAAAUUUAAUUAAUUUGGAAUUAAAAAAUGAUUCAUUUCUUCAUCUUCAUCAACAACAACAACAACAACAACAACAACAACAAACAUCACCAUCGAAAAAGAAAAACGAUAAAAAGGAUAAAGGAUCAAAGAAAAUUAAAGAUAUGCGUCGUCAUACACAUUUCUAUUGUCAUAUACCAACAUCGUUGACAUCGUCUUCGUCAUCAUCACAUCAUCAGAAAUCAUCCAAUUAAUUCUCGUGAAAAUGAGGAAAGACAAUCUGAAAAGGAAAAAAAAUCAUCAAACAAAAAUUUAAUCAAAUGAUCAUGAUGUACGAUUGAUUGAUUUUUGUUCACC